UUUCUGCUUGAUUCGGGACUCUACGAGAGCAAUGAAGAAGCUGCCACCAGGAGAGAGGUUCUUCAGCGCCUUGAUCAGACUGUUAAAAGCUGGGUGAAGCAGUUGACGCGUCAACGAGGCUAUACGGAUCAGAUGGUUGAGGAUGCCAAUGCCGUUAUUUUCACUUUCGGUUCUUAUCGACUAGGGGUACAUGGACCAGGAGCUGACAUAGACACUUUGUGUGUUGGCCCUUCUUAUGUGAAUCGGGAGGAAGACUUCUUUAUCAUUCUGCAUAACAUCUUGGCUGAAAUGGAAGAAGUUACUGAACUUCAACCAGUUCCAGAUGCUCAUGUCCCCGUAAUGAAAUUCAAGUUCCAGGGAAUAUCUAUAGAUUUGCUUUAUGCAAGUAUAUCUCUUUUGGUUGUGCCUGAAGACCUGGACAUCUCACAUGGCUCAGUGCUGUAUGAUGUUGAUGAACCUACUGUUCGAAGUCUUAAUGGCUGCCGGGUGGCAGAUCAAAUUCUUAAACUUGUUCCAAAUGUUGAGCACUUCCGAACCACACUGAGAUGUUUAAAGUUUUGGGCUAAAAGGCGUGGUGUUUAUUCAAAUGUUACGGGAUUCCUUGGAGGCGUGAAUUGGGCUCUAUUAGUUGCUCGAAUUUGCCAGCUUUACCCUAAUGCAAUCCCUAGUAUGCUGGUUUCUCGAUUCUUUAGGGUAUAUACACAAUGGAGGUGGCCAAAUCCUGUCAUGCUGUGCACAAUAGAGGAGAAUGAACUGGGUUUCCCAGUUUGGGAUCCUCGUAGAAACCCGCGGGACAGAUAUCACAUUAUGCCAAUUAUUACUCCUGCAUACCCUUGCAUGAAUUCCAGCUACAAUGUCUCCGCAAGCACUCUUCGUGUUAUGAAGGAACAGUUUCGCUAUGGCAACAAGAUUUGUGAUGAAAUUGAGCUCAAUAAAGCCCAAUGGAGUGCACUUUUUCAGCCAUAUUUCUUUUUCGAAGCCUACAAAAACUAUUUACAAGUGGACAUCCUUGCAGCAGACAAUGAUGACUUGUUAGCAUGGAAAGGUUGGGUAGAAUCUCGAUUGAGGCAGCUCACCCUGAAGAUAGAGCGGGAUACAAAUGGGAUGUUGCAGUGUCAUCCUUACCCACAUGAGUAUGCAGACACAUCCAGACAUUGUGCUCAUUCUGCAUUUUUCAUGGGCUUGCAAAGAAAAGAGGGAGAAAAAGGUCAAGAGGGACAACAAUUUGAUAUACGUGGAACGGUUGAUGAAUUCAGGCAAGAAAUAAAUAUGUAUAUGUACUGGAAGCCAGGGAUGGAAAUUUUUGUUUCCCAUGUACGUCGAAAGCAGCUCCCUUUAUUUGUAUUUCCAGAUGGUUACAAACGCAAUCGGAUGUCAAGGCACAUAAGCCAUUCAGCUGAAAAAAUGGGUGAGGAUGCCGCAAAGUCCAACCUAGGGUCUUCUGAAAGAAGUGUCAAGAGGAAAAAUGACCAUGAAAUGUUGGAUGAGAAGCUAGGCAAACCAGAGAAGAGGGCCUCUAUCAGCCCGCAGAGGCUAGUGUGUGUCUCUCCAGAAAGUUGUUCAUCUCAAAUGAGUAUUGAUGGUACCAAAGGGGUUAGGUUAGCCAAGAAUGCUGGCACCAAAUGCGAAAUUAAGUCAUCUAAUGGACUCCUAGAAAAUGGAAUAAGUACUGAAGGAGCUUACAUGCAUAUUAGUGAAACAGGUGGUGUUCAUCCCAAAAAUGAUAGUCAGAACUCAAGGUGUUCAGAAGUUCAGAAUGAGAAUGGAGUCAAUAGGAACAAAGCUGGGGAAAUGGAUCUGGAUUGCUUGGAAAGUGCAGAAACUGCAUCUUGCAAAAGCUUGUCAAACUGUAAAGAGAGUGCUGUUGAUAUGGAUCAACGACUAGACAAUACUCAUAAUUUCCAAAGAACUGAAUAUUCAGAUUAUGUACCAACUGCGAGCUCCCAGGCCCUCAAUUGCGAGGAAGAUGAGUUUGAAUUGAAUCACAUGACAUUUGGGAGGUGAAUUGCUGAAAUUAUUCAUAAUGCUAUACCUUGUAUAACUGUGCUGGGGAUGUUGCUGUGCUGAGAUAAUUUGAAUGGGACUGAGGCUGUUUUGGACCCUCGAGUCAGCUUGAAGAGAAAUGAUGAAAGGAGAAACAGAUUGGGGUUUUGGGGAUGGCACUGUGUUGAUCGUUUAUGUACAUAGAUGAAGAGCAUGAUGGAGAUGCCUAAAAUGGUCACAUCCUGUUGUCUGUGAAACAUGGUCUAAACUCAUGUUCAGAGCUCUCAAUGUCUCAAAAAUCCUUUUAACAUAUUUACCUACUUUGAUUUUUAAGGAGUUGGAACUUUGUUGUUUUCCUUUGCGAUGUGGUUGAUACAUCGUGUAAAUGUAGUUUAGUAGUUUAUUUUGGGUAGGUGGUUAAGAAGAAAAAAUGCU
Messenger RNA from Arachis ipaensis, 2418 nucleotides. Lineage: Eukaryota; Viridiplantae; Streptophyta; Magnoliopsida; Fabales; Fabaceae. The record is from RefSeq and is a predicted model, not a curated record.